This is a messenger RNA of Westerdykella ornata, 1298 nucleotides long. RefSeq lists its product as uncharacterized. The coding region runs from base 151 to 1218 and encodes 355 amino acids. NCBI's taxonomy places the organism in Eukaryota, Fungi, Ascomycota, Dothideomycetes, Pleosporales, Sporormiaceae. The transcript has 5 exons. The record is from RefSeq and is a predicted model, not a curated record.
UCCAACGGCGCAAAAGGAGUGUUGGUAAAGGAGGAGGCAGGAGGAUUCCUUUGUUUGCUUCAUUCUGUCGUUUCGCUGCUUUCAUUUAAGGUUUCUUAGAUUCCCAAUCUCGAUCAUUCUUCCUGUCGUUAUCGCAUUUUUAUAUUCAUAAUGUCUUCUUUUUGGGAGACGGUGCUUGAUUGUAAGAAGAGCAAUUCAAGUCGCGAUUGUCCUUUACCAGCGCUGGUGGACGACAUCGCGAAGCGCGACCCUCGUCGGGUCUGCCUGUCGUUUCCACGCUCGAGGAACUUCGCUGAGGGAUUUCAAGAUAUAACCUUUCAUACCUUUGCCAAUGCCAUCAAUAAAACCGCUCACUACUUGCAACGAGAAAUUGGCCGGAGUUCCAUGUUCGAGACUGUCUUUUACAUGGGCUACCCAGACGUGAGACACUACAUUGUGCUUAUCGCUUUAAUGAAAACUGGGCAUAAGGUCCUGUUCCAUAGACAGCAUGAAUCGCUAGCCAUGGAGAUAGAGCUGAUAAAACGGACGGAUUGUAGCAUCCUUCUCUUUACACCUGGAGCGCCAAUUGAAAGGAUACUCCAACACUGCCGUCUCGAGAGCAUAUGUAUGCUUGAACUCGAAUAUCUGCUCGAUGACAGCAGAACAUGUGCCCCAUAUCCGUAUAUGGCCACUCUCGAUCAAGCCAGACUUCAUCCAUGCGUAGUCACACACAUACCAUCCUCGACAGGACGACCGAAGCCCAUAAUAUGGACGCACGGAGCGCUUUGGGACGCCCAGCAAUGGCCUCACCCAGCCAGCACCCUCCGUCACGAUAGUCUGUUCGAUACAUUAGCUCAUCAGCCAUUGAGACUCUUUAGCACUUGCUCGCGCUUCGAUGGGCCAGAGAUUUUUCGGAGUCUCAAGCAAGCACUCUGCCAAAACACCACGAUCGUAAUCCCACGUCCGUAUUCAACCUCGGUUGACGAAGUGCACGAAGUCCUGCGAUAUGGCAAUAUUGAUGUUUUGGAAUGUACAUCUGGCACAUUGGAUAAGAUAACUACGAGACUCGAUAUCUUGGAAAGACUUCGAAAGCUCCAGAAUGUGACAUGCAUCGGCGGGAAACUCUCGUCUCAAGCGCUGUUUAUUCUAUCGCAUUACGUUCAAGUACACAUACCUAGAGCGAGAACAGAGCCGAGCACGCCUCUUCCUUGCAGGGCAAGCCUGUCAACCCGGCGGUGAGCUCUUUCCAAUAAGCCUACAAUUAUUGCAUCGACGCUGCUCUCGCAAAGUCAAUCCGCGACAUUGGAUAAAUUGCUAUU